AUGAGUGGAAAACAAUUGUGGGUCAAAAAGACAGUGGUCAAUAAUAACCAACAACAACAACCAUCAUCUCCCAAUACAGCAACAACAAACAAUAAUACUCCAACAAGUAAUACAACAACUCCGAAUGUUACCUCAGGAAGUGAUCAAUCAUCUUCAACCCAACCAAAUAAUCCUGCCAGCACAUCACCAUCUUCAACUCUAAAGAUUACUUCAACACUCAAACACAAUGCCACUCCAUUUACUCCCCAAAACUUUGUACCCCUUACACAACCUCAACCUGUCCCAACACCACAACCAGUUCCUCCUGUACUAGUAGCUGAAAAACAACCACACCCUAAAAAGAAUCACCCAAAGAAACAACAUCAAAAGGCUAAUCAAGGAAAUAAUAAUCAACAAAAUAAUCAAGGAAAUAAUGUCGGAAAUAGUAAUACUAAUAAUAAUAAUAAUGAACAACAUUAUGGAAGUCUUUUGAAGAACAAGACAAAAGUAAUUAUUAGAAAUAUUCCCUAUAAUUUUACAGAGCAGGAUUUUAUUGUGAAAUGUGCUCCAAAGAGUUUUGUUACAGAGCAAGUAAAGCAGCAACAACCUCCUGUUGUAGCUAGUGCCACACCAACUUCGGAACCUAGCACUCCAACCCUACCAGAAAUUCCACACUUUAUCUAUGAUCCUAAAAAGAUCACAUGGUCCGACUUUCAUGUUGGACACAAGACCAUGACUCAGGUAUUUUCAAGUAUUGCUUAUUUGAAUUUUGCAAGUGUUUCCUUGUUGCAUCAGUUCAAAAAUGAAUUUUAUGAGGAGUUGAAGAGCAAGCAAUCAGUUGCUCUUUCUUCCUCUGUUCAAAUCACGGAUGAUGAUGUUGAUGAAAGUCCAGUACCUACAUUGGCAGCUACUAAUACCUCAAUAUGGAGAGAAACACCAAUGACUAUUGAAUAUUGUCCUCUACAAAUGGUUCCAAAGCCAAAGAAGAAAGAUCCAAGAGAUGGAACAAUUUUCAAGGAUGAACAUUAUUUAAGAUUUUUGGAACAACUAAAGCAACCUAAAGAUCUCACAUUACAACCUCUUAGUUUGGAUAAUAGUUCUACGACAAGUGGACUUGGUCUUGAUGGCGGAGAAAGCUCUGAUGGAAGUACUUCAAGCAAAAAACUUGGUACAAAUAUUCCACUUGCUCUUGGAGGUGUUGGAGCUUCAUCAAGUUAUACUAAGAAAACUGACGAACCUAUUAUUUCACCAUUAUUGAAGGAAUUACUUGAAAAGAAAAAUAAGAAGGGAGCUAAUCAAAAUAAUGAUCCAAACAAACCAAAGGGAAACAAUCCUAAGAAGUCUGGAAAGCCUCAAUACAAGAGAAAAUACUAA
This is a messenger RNA of Naegleria gruberi, 1353 nucleotides long. RefSeq lists its product as uncharacterized. Gene Ontology annotation, cellular component: cytoplasm; nucleolus. Gene Ontology annotation, molecular function: mRNA binding. The record is from RefSeq and is a predicted model, not a curated record. The coding region runs from base 1 to 1353 and encodes 450 amino acids. The transcript has a single exon. Gene Ontology annotation, biological process: positive regulation of translation; nuclear-transcribed mRNA catabolic process, nonsense-mediated decay. Lineage: Eukaryota; Heterolobosea; Eutetramitea; Acrasida; Naegleriidae.